Messenger RNA from Penicillium subrubescens, 342 nucleotides. RefSeq lists its product as uncharacterized. The coding region runs from base 1 to 342 and encodes 113 amino acids. The record is from RefSeq and is a predicted model, not a curated record. NCBI's taxonomy places the organism in Eukaryota, Fungi, Ascomycota, Eurotiomycetes, Eurotiales, Aspergillaceae. The transcript is spliced from 3 exons.
AUGGUAAGCUUUUUCGGUCCCGGCUCUCCGUUCUCCAACGGCAAGCACAGCGCGAAUCCAAAAGUUUGUGAUAUUUACCAGCGGAAUGUUUUGCAUGGCACACAGGAGUAUUAUCACACGUUCGACCGUAUUGGAGGCAGGUUCAACAGCGAGAUUGGCAUGGAAGCAUUCCCGGCUUUGUCGACAAUUUGUCAUUUUGUCACCAAGAUCUCCGAACUGAAUUCCCACUCACGAACGCUCGACUUCCAUAAAAAGGCUGAUGGUCAUGCCUGUCGUAUUGCGCUUGAUUUGGCAGAGAAUUUUCCCGCGACAGCCGGAUUGAAGGUGAGCAUCCCUAACUGA